Saccostrea cuccullata (small rock oyster) is the source of this 2184-nucleotide messenger RNA. RefSeq lists its product as uncharacterized. The transcript has 2 exons. The record is from RefSeq and is a predicted model, not a curated record. The coding region runs from base 124 to 1794 and encodes 556 amino acids. Gene Ontology annotation, molecular function: protein binding; ubiquitin protein ligase activity; zinc ion binding. Lineage: Eukaryota; Metazoa; Mollusca; Bivalvia; Ostreida; Ostreidae.
AAUUUUCAGAACGUCAACAAACUCAGAAAUAUGGAGAUGGCGAAACAGGGUCUAGACAAUUUUAAAUGAAAAAAAGAGAACUGACGAAUUACUUUUCACAAAUAACUUCAGUCUGCAGGAACUAUGGAUCCCCGCCACAGUGCCCAGGAUGUGAUCAGAUGUGACCUUUGUGAGACAGCUAUUGUACAGAUGUACUGUGAUUUCUGUCAUGUCAACCUUUGUAAACCCUGUAUUGGAGAACACAUUGUUGAUGACUAUAACAAACAUCAAAUUGUCCCAUUCCAACAGAGAAAGUCCACCUUGAUUUAUCCAAAGUGUGCAACACAUCCAACAAAAACUUGUGAAGUAAAAUGUGUAGAAUGUAACAUUCCUGUUUGCCCUUCAUGUUUUACCUUAAAUACACAUAAAGGACACAAUAUUUUAGAACUCUCAGAAGUAUACAACUCAAAGAAAAAAGAUAUUGCAAAAGACACAGAGGAAUUAGAAAACAUUAUUUCUCCAACAUUCGAAGAAAUCACAAAUGAUGUGGAAGUACAGAUAGCUAACUUGGAUGGAGAAUAUGAGAGACUUACAACAGGAGUGACAGAACAUGGAAAACAAUGGCACAAAGAAAUUGACAAUGCCAUCAAUGCCAUGAAAAAAGAAAUUGAAGAUUUAAAAGGAAAACACUUUGACAUUCUCAAGAAACAUGCAGAAGAAGUGAAACAAAUACAGUCCCUUAUUGAACAAACUCUGCUCAACCUGAAGGAAAUUGAAGAAUCAAAUGACGUGUUCAUGACCAUUGAAUACAGCUCCAGAAAUGAAGAAUUCAGUAAACUUCCUCCUAAAGUUCUGGUAUCACUGCCAAUGUUUAAUGCUAAACCAGUAGAUAGAGAACAGCUUUACAAGUUGUUUGGAUCUCUUGCACCUUUAUCUACAAUAACAGAAAAAAAUGGCUACAAGAUGAAGAAAUUAGAAAGGUCAAGCGGAAGAUUGUUGGAAGAACCAGAACUUAUCACUUCUAUAGAUACUGGGUAUGAAAACCAUCGCUCUGUUGCCUGUCUCAGUGAAAAAGAAAUCUGGAUAAGUGGGCAUAGCAUCAGUGAUAUGAAAUGCUUUGACAUUCAAGGUUCACUUAUCAAGACAAUAACAAAAAAAUCAGAGGGAUUUCCAAAUGAUAUAUCAGUGACAGGUGAUGGAGAUCUAUUGUACUCUGAUGGGAUAACAAGGACUGUGAAUAAAGUAAAGAAUGGACACACAGAGGAGAUGAUCAAACUAUGGGGCUGGGUACCUAUACAAUUUUGCGUCAACUCCUCUGGUGAUCUCCUGGUUACCAUGCACAGUGAUGAUGAUGAUGAUGAUAAAACACAAUCAAAAGUUGUGCGUUACUCAGGCUCCACAGAGAAACAAACAAUUCAGUUUGAUGAGGACGGUAAACCUCUGUAUUCAGGAAAUUAUCACAUUAAGUAUAUCAGUGAGAACAGAAACCUGGAUAUCUGUGUGGCUGACAGUAUAGCUGGUGCUGUAGUGGUUGUCAAUCAGGCUGGAAAACUUCGAUUUAGAUACACUGGUCAUCCUUCUACCACACAGAACAAACCAUUUAAUCCUUAUGGCAUCACAACAGACAGUCAGAGUCAGAUCCUGACAGCAGACGGUGAUAACCACUGUAUCCACAUCCUAGACCAGGACGGACAGUUCCUCCGUUAUAUAGAUAACUGUGAUCUGAAGGAUCCAUUUGGAUUAUGUGUGUACAAAAAUAAUUUGUUUCUUGCUGAGUGGGGAGGAAAAGUUAAGAAAAUUAAAUAUUUGGAAUAGACUCCUUUGUAUAUAACUAUAUAUAUGCUUGUGUAUAGGCUGUCAUCAUGACUCUAUUUUGUAAAUAAAAUUGUUUCAUUUAUGUAAGUUAUGAUUUAAAUGUGAAAACAUGUUAUUUAUCUUUCAAGUUAUCAGAAUAGAUUGCGAUAAUGUUGCUAGAUUAAUUAUCAACAGCACGAUAUAUAAUAUCAGUUGCCACAGCAAUUUGUAAUGUCAGUGAAAUGAUGUUUCAUUGUUAUGAUAAAGAUAAAAGAUUGGAUAUAAUUAUUUAUGUAUCAUUUUGCUGGUUUUCACUUUUAAUGGAAUUAAUUGACACUCCUUAAAAACAAUUCUGUUGAAGUCCUUAUGAUUGUAGCUACUUUUUACAUAUUCAUGAUAUUUAAGACAAAU